Dovyalis caffra is the source of this 525-nucleotide messenger RNA. The record is from the annotation of a GenBank genome assembly. NCBI's taxonomy places the organism in Eukaryota, Viridiplantae, Streptophyta, Magnoliopsida, Malpighiales, Salicaceae.
AUGACGACUAUUCGACGAUUCAGCUGCAACGAUCUUCUCCGCUUCGCCUCCGUGAAUUUCGACCAUCUCACUGAAACUUUCAAUAUGUCAUUUUACAUGACCUAUUUGGCAAGAUGGCCCGAUUAUUUCCAUGUCGCUGAAGGUCCAGGCAACAAAAUUAUGGGUUACAUAAUGGGGAAAGUAGAAGGACAAGGCGAGUCUUGGCAUGGUCAUGUGACAGCAGUAACUGUGGCUACAGAAUACCGCAGGCAGCAGUUGGCUAAGAAACUUAUGAAUCUUUUGGAAGACAUCAGUGACAAGAUUGAUAAGGCGUAUUUUGUAGAUCUUUUUGUGAGAGCAUCAAAUACACCAGCCAUAAAGAUGUAUGAGAAGCUUGGGUAUGUAAUCUAUAGAAGGGUGCUGCGCUAUUAUUCAGGGGAAGAAGAUGGAUUAGAUAUGAGGAAAGCUUUAUCUCGGGAUGUUGAAAAGAAAUCCAUUAUCCCCCUCAAACGGCCAGUUACUCCAGAUGAAUUGGAGUAUGAUUAA